AUGCCAGAGGUGUCUGGAAAACUGCAUGCAGAUGCACCCGAUGUGAGUGUGAGUGGAACUGUUCCAUCUGUGGAAUUGCCAUCAUUGAGAGCCAGUGGUAAUUUGCCGAGUGUCGACGUGUCCCUUCCAGACGCAUCGUUAACAGGUGAUCUCUCUGGUAAGCUGGAUCUAGAUGGGACUGGCGUGAAGAUCAACGACGCUGAUUUGAAACUGCCUGACCUGGAGAUAUCAGGAGGUGUGAGUGCACCGUCUGUGGAGGGUGACUUGUCCAUUCCUCAGGUGUCUGCCGGUCUGGACACAGAUGUGAAACUACCCAGUGCUGAAUUGGACGUGAAAUUGCCUAGUGUACAGCUGACCGGUCCAGAUCUCGACGUGCAUGGUGUAGCGCCAGAUGCAGGUGUGAGUGCGAGUGUCGAUGUUCCCAAACCGCAUAUUUCAAUCAAGGCACCGAAAUUCGGUUUCGGUUUUGGUAAUAAGAAGGCGAAAUUGAAGACACCGAAAGCUGGUGUGAAGGUGGAGGGAGAGGGAGGUGCGAAGGUAGAUUUGGACGCCGGACUGGACGCCCACAUUGAUGGCAAAGCAAGCAAAGGAGGUAAGAAAUUCCACUGGUCUCCGAAGUUCGGGUUCCCGAAGGGUGGUCUGAAGAUAGGUGGUGGUGCUAGAAAGCCGGACGCCUCAAUAUCUGUCUCGGCUCCGACUGGUGGUGUUGAUGUCUCAGUUCCGAAACCCGAUCUCGACGUCUCCUUGGAGGUUCCUGAUGUGGAGGUAUCUGCGUCUGUGCCGGAAAUCGGCGUGUCAGGUGGUGCAGGUAGAGGUGGAGAGUUGGGAGUGACUGGACAGGUUUCGGCUCCCGAUGUGGACGUCAGUGUUCCAUCGAAGAAGUUCACCUUCGGUUGGGGCUCCAAAGGCAAGAAGGCGAAGAAGGCGAAGUUGCCGAAGGUGUCGGGAGACAUAGGUGCUGGUGUCGAUGUCAGUGGGAAGGUUGACGUUCCCAGUGUUGAGGUCGAUGUAGACGCAGAUGCUCAUGGCAAAGGUAAGAAGUUCAACUGGUCCCCUAAAAUCACUUUGCCAAAGUUCAAGAUGCACAUGCCAGAGGUGUCUGGAAAACUGCAUGCAGAUGCACCCGAUGUGAGUGUGAGUGGAACUGUUCCAUCUGUGGAAUUGCCAUCAUUGAGAGCCAGUGGUAAUUUGCCGAGUGUCGACGUGUCCCUUCCAGACGCAUCGUUAACAGGUGAUCUCUCUGGUAAGCUGGAUCUAGAUGGGACUGGCGUGAAGAUCAACGACGCUGAUUUGAAACUGCCUGACCUGGAGAUAUCAGGAGGUGUGAGUGCACCGUCUGUGGAGGGUGACUUGUCCAUUCCUCAGGUGUCUGCCGGUCUGGACACAGAUGUGAAACUACCCAGUGCUGAAUUGGACGUGAAAUUGCCUAGUGUACAGCUGACCGGUCCAGAUCUCGACGUGCAUGGUGUAGCGCCAGAUGCAGGUGUGAGUGCGAGUGUCGAUGUUCCCAAACCGCAUAUUUCAAUCAAGGCACCGAAAUUCGGUUUCGGUUUUGGUAAUAAGAAGGCGAAAUUGAAGACACCGAAAGCUGGUGUGAAGGUGGAGGGAGAGGGAGGUGCGAAGGUAGAUUUGGACGCCGGACUGGACGCCCACAUUGAUGGCAAAGCAAGCAAAGGAGGUAAGAAAUUCCACUGGUCUCCGAAGUUCGGGUUCCCGAAGGGUGGUCUGAAGAUAGGUGGUGGUGCUAGAAAGCCGGACGCCUCAAUAUCUGUCUCGGCUCCGACUGGUGGUGUUGAUGUCUCAGUUCCGAAACCCGAUCUCGACGUCUCCUUGGAGGUUCCUGAUGUGGAGGUAUCUGCGUCUGUGCCGGAAAUCGGCGUGUCAGGUGGUGCAGGUAGAGGUGGAGAGUUGGGAGUGACUGGACAGGUUUCGGCUCCCGAUGUGGACGUCAGUGUUCCAUCGAAGAAGUUCACCUUCGGUUGGGGCUCCAAAGGCAAGAAGGCGAAGAAGGCGAAGUUGCCGAAGGUGUCGGGAGACAUAGGUGCUGGUGUCGAUGUCAGUGGGAAGGUUGACGUUCCCAGUGUUGAGGUCGAUGUAGACGCAGAUGCUCAUGGCAAAG
This is a messenger RNA of Trichobilharzia regenti, 2119 nucleotides long. The record is from the annotation of a GenBank genome assembly. Lineage: Eukaryota; Metazoa; Platyhelminthes; Trematoda; Strigeidida; Schistosomatidae.